Molecule: messenger RNA, 441 nt
Organism: Orycteropus afer afer
Lineage: Eukaryota; Metazoa; Chordata; Mammalia; Tubulidentata; Orycteropodidae
Product: cytochrome b5 type B
Cellular component (GO): mitochondrial outer membrane; intracellular membrane-bounded organelle
Molecular function (GO): heme binding
Source: RefSeq, a predicted model, not a curated record
AUGGCUACUGUGGAAGCUAGCAGCAGUGACGGGAAAGGGCAGGGGGUCGAGACCUCCGUCACUUAUUACCGGUUGGAGGAGGUAGCGAAGCGCAGUUCCUCGAAGGAAAUAUGGCUGGUGAUCCACGGGCGAGUCUACGAUGUCACCCGCUUCCUCGAAGAGCAUCCUGGUGGAGAGGAAGUUCUGCUGGAACAAGCUGGUGUAGAUGCGAGUGAAAGUUUUGAAGAUGUUGGACACUCCUCUGAUGCCAGAGAAAUGCUGCAGCAGUACUACAUUGGCGAUGUCCAUCCGUGUGACCUUAAAACCGAACAUAAUAGCAAGGACACUCCGACAAAUAAUGCGUGCAAAAGUUGCUGGUCAUACUGGGUUUUUCCCAUCAUAGGCGCUAUUCUCUUAGGCUUCCUGUAUCGUUACUACACGUCGGAAAGCAGAUCCUCCUGA